Messenger RNA from Musca vetustissima, 1779 nucleotides. RefSeq names its product headcase protein-like. Bases 1 to 1779 code for a protein of 592 amino acids. The record is from RefSeq and is a predicted model, not a curated record. Lineage: Eukaryota; Metazoa; Arthropoda; Insecta; Diptera; Muscidae. The transcript is spliced from 3 exons.
AUGGCGCCACGUCGCAAUCACAAUACCAACAGCAUUGUAACGCAGCAGCAAACACCGCAACAACAAUCAACCGCAAAUCAAACGUCGUCGUCAUCAUCCUCCUCAGCAUCUUUGUCAUCGGUGGUGGCAGGCGGCGGUGCGACAUCUUCACCGUUUUUGGUGGCCAAUUCUGGCACGGCGUCAUCAGCGGCAACGACGCUUUUUAAUAGCUUCUAUACGACGUCAGCACCUACGCAACACAACGAGGAAUCUGGGAUUAGCAACAGCAUCAGCAACAACAACGGUAAUACGAAUAACGGCGCCAACAAUAUGUCACCCAUGCAAACCGCAAUAACCACCAGCAACAACAAUAAUACAUUGACUCCUAAUCAUAACAACAGCAGCAACAACAAUAAGGGAGAUCAAUAUGUUCGUUGUUGCCAUCCUGGCGGUGAGUGCUUCAAAUCCGAUUCUCCCCUGAUCAAUUUGGAUGAUCUCGCCGAUUGUGUGAAAGUGAUUUGCAACAAUGAGAAUUGUAAUGUGGGUCAGUAUAUGCAUCGGGAGUGCUUCGAAAAUUGGGAACAGUCCGUUCUACAAUCCCUCAAGUCAAUGGGUGGUAGGGCCCGAUCAUGGUCUGAUAGGCAAAGGGCACAAAAUCUAUGGACUAAGAAAGGUUACGAUUUGGUCUACAAGGUAUGUGGCUGUAAAUGUACUCGAGGCCAUUUACGCAAGGAUUUGGAAUGGGUAGCACCCAAGCCUGCCGGUCAGCAACAAUAUUCCAUGAAUGGUGGCCAAAGGAUAAUGAAUGGUAAUGGUACCACAAAUGGUGGAUCCCAGCAGCAGCAGUCGCAGCAACAAACAACGCAAGCGAAUAAAACUUUGGCACCUUUGCAGGUCAAUGGUCAGCAGCAGCAGCAAUCUCAACAGCAACAACAACAAAUGUCCAAUGGAGUUUCUUCCAAUGGAAAUAAUUGUGCGCUGGAACACAAAACCACCGAUAACAACCAAGUUGGUCAUCACAAUUCUUCUUCUUCUGCUACUUCAAAUUCCACAUCUUCUUCAAUCACUAACAAUAGUACACCCAAUGUAGGUGUCAUUGGUUCGGGUUUGCAUCAUCAGCAACAGCAACAAAAUCAAAUACAAAACAACACCCAAUCUUCUUCGGGCCUAGCUGAGCUACCGGCCACCGUCAUGUCCUCAAUCAAUAAUCUAUUGAAUGGCUCCAAUAAUAUUUUGGGUUUGGAUUUACGCCCACGCACCAAUAGCCUCUCAUCGGCCAGCAAUAGCCACAGUGGUUCCACCUCACCCUCGGCCAUAUCCUUCUGCAGUGGUGCUGGUGAACUAACCAUGGUUCCAGCACCAACCACCAUCACCAUAUCUUCCAACGGUCUGGCGAAUGGCACCAGCGUCACCACCAAUCAAUUGGCCACAUUACAAAAUUUAAAUUUAAAUGGAUUUUAUCAACCUCAGGCCAACUUAAACAAUCAGCAGCAGCAACAACAACAUCAAACCUCAUUAAUGCAACAACAGCAGGCUCAAUCAUCUCUAACUAAAAAUAUUCUUAAUGGAUUACAAUCGUCUGUCCUGUUGGGAAAUGGUGUAGGCGGCGGUCUAGGAUCUUCUAAUCCGGCUACUACCGCAUCAGUAGUUGCAACCACAGCUUUAUUGAUUAAACAACAACAACAGCAGCAGUGCUCUUCUGCCAAUGGUCUCAAACAUUUGUCACCAUUCGAACAGCAACAAUUGCUGUUGCAACAAAAAGUCAAAGAGGUGGAAUUGUAUUCGGAGAGAGUUCGGUAA